This is a messenger RNA of Talaromyces atroroseus, 1977 nucleotides long. RefSeq lists its product as hypothetical. Gene Ontology annotation, molecular function: protein tyrosine/serine/threonine phosphatase activity; mRNA guanylyltransferase activity. The transcript is spliced from 2 exons. The coding region runs from base 1 to 1977 and encodes 658 amino acids. The record is from RefSeq and is a predicted model, not a curated record. Gene Ontology annotation, biological process: dephosphorylation; 7-methylguanosine mRNA capping. NCBI's taxonomy places the organism in Eukaryota, Fungi, Ascomycota, Eurotiomycetes, Eurotiales, Trichocomaceae.
AUGGCCGGGUGUGGCAUCUUGUCGAGGCACUUGUCUCGACGGUCCGACAGAAAUCGGCCGUUCGUGAGGAAACAGCACCAUCGAAAACAUACCGUCCAGACGGUGACAUCAUCUGAUGAUGAUAGCGACGAGUGCCCGUCGCCUUCCCAAAGAGUGUCCGCGGCUGACGACCAAGGCUCGAUGACGGGGUACCGACGGUUUUCCCUCAAUGAUGAACAAGUCGACCCAGGACUGCUGAGAAAGCACUGCUCAUAUCUUUCAUAUACCAUAUCUAUAGCCACAUAUCCAGCCGUCAGGACAUUUUUCAGCCCGCAUCCUCACAUGGACAAGCUUCCUUCCAAGCCAACCCCUAUCCCAAUGCUUGUAUUCAUUCACGGUUUAGGCGGUAGUCUUGCCCAAUUCCACCCUCUGUUAACCAGCCUGUCAAAUGUCGGACCCUGUUUUGGGAUCGACUUGCCUGGUUGUGGUUUGUCCACGUUCGCCCCCACCGCUUGGGGAGCCUACACAACCGAAGCUCUAGCAGAACUCAUUGCAGUUGCUAUCGAAGAACAUCGAGACAAGGCAGCAAACCAGGGUGUCGUACUGAUUUCGCACAGUCUUGGGUGUUCUAUUUCUGCACUGCUAGCGUCGUCUAACUCAUCGGUGGCUAAGGAAUUACAACCGUAUAUCCAGGGUGUCAUUGCCAUCUGUCCCAGAGCAUCCCCUCCAUCAGCCCAAGAAACAGCGCUUGCUCGAAAACUUCUCUGGAUACCGACGCCUAUAUUUGAUUUAUGGCGUCUUUGGGAUCGCCGAGGAGGAACCCGGAGCAAAAGCGUUUCUCGAUUCGUCGGUGAACAAGCUGAUCCGGAUACUAGACAGCUCCAAUUACGAUUCAAUUCUCAAAGUCGAAGUGCUGUUUGGAGAAGAAUGGCCUGGGGAAGCCUUCCUGUAUACAACGGUCAUGGACAGCCCAUUGGAGGAAUGCCUGGUCAAACUAUCUGGGCGAAUGUCAAAGCGCCUCUCCUACUAGUUGCCGGCGAGGCCGAUGCAGUCACGAAGGCUAGUGAAGUGGCGAAGAUCAUUCGCUUCAUCGACAGUCCCGAUCAAGACUCAAGAAUGAGUACUAGCUCUGAGAAUGCAAUUAUUCCUGAUGCAACUAGAGUGCAGGACUCAAAGAGCCUAGAGUCUAAUAAUGCGCGCGCUCACGAGGAAAUCUAUGGGCUUGACACCUCAGAGAAGCAAUCUCUAGAUAUUGAAUCCACCAAAGGGAAAAUUGUCAGGACUAGUAUUCUGCCUGCGCCAGCAUCCCACGCUCUGCUCUACGAUCGUGCAACCUAUCGUACACUGGCGGGCUUGAUCCAAGACUUCGUUCAAAAGUAUAUUGACCACCGUCUGAGUCUUGGCUGGCAGUUACAACAUCUGAACACUUCUGGUAAGUGGGAUGUUAAGAAUCUUACCAAAUGGCAGAAAGUUGCCCCUACAUCGGCUCCAAUAGCCAAUACUUUCAUGGCCAUGAAGAUGCUGCGCGGGCUGGACGAGGUUCAUAACCCAGUCCGUUUCUCAGAGCAAUGGAAAGGCAAGAUUCAUGCCGUGAUUGACAUUAGUCAUGAAAACCCUGUCUAUGACCCGCAUGAGCUGGAAGAAGGCGGUGUCCACUAUCACAAACACCCAACAGUCUCUAAAAUACCACCUACUCCAGAUGAAACUCGGGACUUUAUUGGACUAGUCGACCAGCUGGAGAAGGAGAUAUCUGAUAAAUCGGGUAAAGAAGUUGGCGACCCUAAUCGCCCUUUGGUGGGAGUACACUGUCAUUACGGAUUCAACAGGACAGGCUUCCUUAUAGUCAGCUAUUUGAUUGAGAGGAAAGGGUAUAGUGUGCAGGCUGCAAUCGAUGAAUUUGGACAGUGCCGGCCCCCAGGGAUUCGACACGACCAUUUCAUAGAUACACUUUUUGUUCGAUAUUGUGUUGGGCUCAAGCGAAGCACAACAUUGGAGUGA